This is a messenger RNA of Cyphellophora attinorum, 1059 nucleotides long. RefSeq lists its product as uncharacterized. NCBI's taxonomy places the organism in Eukaryota, Fungi, Ascomycota, Eurotiomycetes, Chaetothyriales, Cyphellophoraceae. The transcript has a single exon. The record is from RefSeq and is a predicted model, not a curated record. The coding region runs from base 1 to 1059 and encodes 352 amino acids.
AUGUGUUAUGUCUCCCUGGGUUAUUGGUACUUGUGCUUCUGGUGCGGAAAGCCCGACUUCAGACCUCUCAAUACGCUCUACGACGCCAAGGAGGAAGGGAGGAAGUUGGGUCGAAAAAUCUGUCCCUGCAAAGGCGAAGAAUGUGAUCAGGGUUUCACUCACCGCGUCGACUGCAUGGAACGCGUAACCGAAGAGGUUCGGCGUGGCCAAGAAGAGCCUAUACUCUUACCGGGAAUCUGCUGGUAUGGAGUCCACGACGAAUGUGAUCCGGCCGAUCAGCUGUGGGAGUUCUACAGCACGAUCACUUAUCCCAUCUCAACAUCUCGCAGGGGACGUGAGCCACAACAAACACUUGACCAGAACAGUUUCCGUGACAAGGUACACAAGGCUUUGCGACUUCCCAAUAUAGGGCAAUUGACACAUGACUUGGCGCCGGGUGUGUACAAAUCCAACUGGAGAUAUGCAUCGAUCUCUCUUCCCGACGACUAUGCAGAACCACAACUGCCUAUGCCAAUCGACCGACUGUACGGCCAGCCGGAAGAUCAAGACCCCGAAACGCUGCGGCUUCAGCGCGCCGUUCUAGACCCCGACCAAUGGGAAAAGCCUUUCAAAGCAGUAUCAACUCUGCUCUCAAUACUCCACGAGCAGGUGCUGCGACGGUUCAGGGGCAGAAGCGAGCGUAUGGAUCUGCUGUACGAUGUCGAGAGUCGGGUCGCUGCCGCUCUAAACACUGCAGUGGAUCCAGCAGACACACCGCAAGCCAACUUAUUAGCGAUGUUUGGCGUGCCGAACCUGCCCCAGAUUGAGGCAUAUAAUGAAGGAGAAGCUGCACCCCAGGGCUUGUUGCGACAAUAUACUCAUGAGGGCGUCGAUAUUGGUCCUAGCGGAAGUCAGAGUCAGGGAUCAACCUCCAGGCAGCCGCCUGCCUUGCCGCAUAGACUACGGCCAGAUGAGGACAUCCCUGACUUGCAAUUCGUCGACGACUACGAUGGCAACAGAGGAUACCUGGUUCGGCGUGGACGCAGAGCACGCGGUGACCUUCCACCAAGACGUCGAUAG